AAGUAAUCUCUACAACACUAAUCAAGUAACCUCAUUAACACUAACAACGUAAUUUUAAUAACAUUGACCAAGUAAUUCUCAUGAUGACCGGUCACAUAUAAGAAUCUGUAAUUAACUAAUUAAAUAAAUAAAUAAAAGCAAAAAAAUAAAGUUAAAAUAAAAGCUACUCAAUUCAAUAAAGCUAGCCUAUAUAUAAAAAGAAUUUGCAGAAACAAAAUCAUAAACAGAAACAGAGAAAACUUACUUAUAACUUGAUCUUUCACACUUUCUCUCUCCUCAUUUUUUUUACCCCAGAUUACCAAAUUGUCUUAAUCGCCGAAAGUGAAAAAGAGAUAAAUAAAUUGAGCUGAAUGAGCUGAAAAAGGUUGAAUCUUGAAGAUACUUUUACAGAAGUACUGCAUAGAUCUCUGUUUUCUGAAUGGCUCAUUCUCUCUCCUCACAUUGCAAUUCUUGAUUUCUGGAAAUUCUAUGUUUUAGGUAACAUUAAUUAUGAACCUCAUUCGAUUUGCUAGAUCAAGAGAAGGGGUGUUGUGGAGGAAUAUAUUCGAGUCUUAUUUCUUGCCUCGAUGAAAUAUCAGAUGUGAAGGAAUUGUUGCAAUUGCAAUGGAUAUGGAGAGUGGUAUGAGCACGAGCACUGCCACCGCCACCCCCACCACCACCGCCAUCAUCACCGUGAAGGAAAAGUAUCCGGGAGUAAUCAAAGACGGGUCUUGGUUUGCCCAAUUUCGUUAUGGUUGUAAUCCAUGGAUGGCUAGAUAUGUAUAUGGAUUCAUUUUCCUCAUUACAAAUUUUCUAGCAUGGGCUGUUCGAGAUUAUGGCAAAGGUGCAAUGAAAGAGAUGGCAAGAUUGAGAGGAUGCAAAGCCGGUACAGACUGCUUGGGCACUGAAGGAGUAUUGCGCGUGAGCAUGGGAUGUUUUUUGUUUUUCUUCGCAAUGUUCCUAUCCACUGUCGGUACCUCAAAAGUGCAUGAUCAAAGAGAUACUUGGCAUUCAGGCUGGUGGUCUGCUAAAUCUAGCAUGUUUUUUGUGCUUAUGAUGAUUCCAUUUCUCCUUCCAACCCCAAUCGUUGAGAUGUAUGGAGAGAUCGCGCAUUUUGGUGCUGGGAUCUUUCUCUUAAUUCAGCUUGUAAGUGUGAUUAGUUUCAUUUUCUGGCUGAAUGAUAGUUGCCAGUCAGAGAAGUAUGCAGAUAGAUGCCGUGUCCAUAUGAUGUUUACUGCCACCACCGCGUAUGUUCUAAGCAUAGUUGGGAUAAUUUUGAUGUACAUCUGGUAUGCACCAGAAACAUCAUGUCUCCAAAACAUUUUUUUCAUCACUUGGACUCUCGUACUUCUGCAGUUGAUGACAAGCGUCUCCAUGCAACCUAGAAUCAGUGCUGGAUAUCUGACUCCUGGGUUAAUGGGACUUUACAUUGUGUAUCUAUGCUGGGGUGCAAUCCGAAGUGAGCCUCCAGGAACGAAAUGCAACAAGAGGUCGGAAGGUUCAAAUCAAACUGACUGGCUUACCAUCAUUAGCUUUGUUGUUGCACUACUCACCAUAGUGAUCGCAACCUUUUCAACAGGCAUUGAUUCCCAAUGCUUUCAGUUCAAGAAAAAAGAUAAACAACCAGACGACGAUGGUAUUCCAUAUGGUUAUGGUUUCUUCCAUUUUGUUUUUGCGACUGGAGCCAUGUACUUUGCAAUGUUGCUCAUCGGUUGGAAUACACAUCAUGCAAUGAAGAAGUGGACAAUUGAUGUAGGUUGGACAAGCACUUGGGUCAGAGUAGUGAAUGAAUGGAUAGCAGCUUGUGUAUACAUAUGGAUGCUUGUAGCACCAGUAAUACUAAAGAGCAGACAAGCAGAUGAAUUCCCCUGAA
Chenopodium quinoa (quinoa) is the source of this 1852-nucleotide messenger RNA. Its product is annotated as probable serine incorporator. The record is from RefSeq and is a predicted model, not a curated record. Gene Ontology annotation, cellular component: membrane. Bases 604 to 1851 code for a protein of 415 amino acids. The transcript has 13 exons. NCBI's taxonomy places the organism in Eukaryota, Viridiplantae, Streptophyta, Magnoliopsida, Caryophyllales, Amaranthaceae.